This is a messenger RNA of Naegleria gruberi, 456 nucleotides long. RefSeq lists its product as uncharacterized. The transcript has a single exon. Lineage: Eukaryota; Heterolobosea; Eutetramitea; Acrasida; Naegleriidae. Gene Ontology annotation, molecular function: protein binding. The record is from RefSeq and is a predicted model, not a curated record. The coding region runs from base 1 to 456 and encodes 151 amino acids.
AUGUCAAAACACUUUAGUGACCUUCCUAGAGAGAUUAUGUUGGAAAUUUUCACAUUUUUAUCAUUACCUCAUCUCGGAACACUUUUAUCUCUCAACAGAUCAAUUCAUGAUGAAUUGGAAAAUUCGUCUAAUUUUUGGAGAAAGUUGUGGAAUGGUUAUUCGAAAGGCGUGGAACAUUAUUCCAUUCCACUUGAUCUUUCCGAUUCAAUGAAGAAACAAUUCGUGGUGCUCAUCUCACAUAAAAAACAAGACAUUAUUUUCAUUAAAAAUUCUAUUCGAAGGUUGAGAAGAGACCUCGAUGAUUGUGAAGUAAUGAUAGAAAUUGGAUUUUCAGAUCCGAAUGAUGAGAUGAUUGAUAGUUAUCGUGAGAAGGCAAAGGAAAUUAAGAAUGAAAUAGAUGAAUGUCAAGCAAAAUUAGAAAUAUUGAAAACUGACUCGGAUAAUUUUGGAAAUUAA